This is a messenger RNA of Trematosphaeria pertusa, 702 nucleotides long. RefSeq lists its product as uncharacterized. The transcript has 3 exons. The record is from RefSeq and is a predicted model, not a curated record. The coding region runs from base 198 to 641 and encodes 147 amino acids. Lineage: Eukaryota; Fungi; Ascomycota; Dothideomycetes; Pleosporales; Trematosphaeriaceae.
UGCCACUGGCACCACAUGGCAGGCUGCGCUCAGAUACGUAUUUCCAGAUGCAUCAAGCUCAAACCAGCGGAACUUUAUCCGACUGGAGGUGCUGCGUUGAAUAAAAGCAGACGGCUUCCUCUGAUCGGCUAACCAGCGCGCCGUCUGCAGAGGGUUGAUUCUCCAGUCUUGCGCCUUCAAACUCCCCACUCCUUACAAUGGCCUCUUCGAACCACUCCGCCCCCGAUGUCACCACUGGAGCUAACGGGAAUGUUGCUUCUGUCCACGGAAAUGGUGUCGAUAUUAAUGGAGAGGAUACCAAUGAGGUUAUUGGGGCUCAAGGUUCCUCUGAAGCUCAGCCUUCUUCAUCAGCUCAGAAUACCGCCGCAGGACAGCAAGUGAACGGAGCUCAGCACCCUCUUGUACCCGAACCGUCACGUUGCCCUUACCACGCUCCGAUUCUGGAGCUCCGCCCACCUCGCAGCCCGACCGAAAACAUGAGCCCCAUGGAGCGAUACAUACAUACGCCCUCAAAUGAGCUUCCCAUAGCGCUCUCUGGAGAUGGUUCUGUUGGGAGCUCAGUUUCCGCCGGAUGUACGUGCGGACAGACUACUUCAGGAACCAGGAAUGUUUCGUCCACGGACUGCAAUCAGCGCGGUUAAUGCUAUAGUCAAGGCUUACCUAUGGCCAGGCCGUGCUUGGGGGAAUUUUCGACGAAGAACG